GGGAACAGCCGGAUAGCCCGGGAAAGUGCGGCCAGACGCGGGGUGGGGGGCGCACUCUGAGCCGGAAUGGGAGACUGGAAGGGCUAUAUCAGUGCGGUGUUGCGUGACCAGCGCAUUGACGACGUGGCCAUCGUGGGUCACUCAGACAAUCGCUGCGUGUGGGCAUCGCGCCCCGGAGGCCUUCUGGCUGCCAUAUCGCCGCAGGAGGUGGGUGUGCUCACAGGGCAUGACCGGCGCACCUUCCUGCUGUCGGGCCUCAGCGUGGCGGGCCGCCGCUGCUGCGUCAUCCGCGACCACUUGCUGUCUGAGGGCGAUGGAGUUCUGGACGCGCGCACCAAGGGGUUGGAUGGGCGCGCGGUCUGCGUCGGCCACACCCCGCGCGUGCUCCUCGUGCUCAUGGGCAGGCGCGGCGUGCACGGGGGCAUCCUCAAUAAGACGGUGCAUGAACUGAUCAAGGGUCUGCGCAAGCAGGGCACCUAGCGGGACAGCUAGGCAGCGGGGCGGCACGGGCAAAAUAAAUGCUGGA
Messenger RNA from Mustela lutreola (European mink), 526 nucleotides. It is a transcript of the gene PFN3, whose product is annotated as profilin 3. Gene Ontology annotation, biological process: regulation of actin filament polymerization; actin cytoskeleton organization; positive regulation of actin filament bundle assembly. NCBI's taxonomy places the organism in Eukaryota, Metazoa, Chordata, Mammalia, Carnivora, Mustelidae. The coding region runs from base 67 to 480 and encodes 137 amino acids. The transcript has a single exon. Gene Ontology annotation, molecular function: actin binding. Gene Ontology annotation, cellular component: cytoplasm. The record is from RefSeq and is a predicted model, not a curated record.